AUGGAGGUAGUGACAGAUUCCCCCCCCCAGGAUCCCGACUCCGAGAGACACUUCCAAUUCCGCGUCAUCGUGCUGGGGGACGCGGCCGUGGGCAAGUCCUCGCUGCUGCGCUGCUUCGCUGAGGGGCCGGGUGGGGGUCCUGGUGGGGCGGCCACCUCCGGCCCCACCGUCGGCGUCGAGUUCUACAGCCGGACUGUCCUGAUGCCACCCACCGGCAAGGCCAAGCUGCAGCUCUGGGACACAGCUGGCCAGGAGAGGUUCAGAUCCAUCACCAGGUCCUUCUACCGGAGUGCGGCAGGGGUGCUGUUGGUGUUUGACCUCACCAACCGGGCAUCUUUCGAGCACGUCCCCGAGUGGUACCACGAGGCUGCGGGGGACCAACCGCCUGCCUUCGUCCUGGUGGGACACAAGUGUGACCUGGUGGCCGAGCGAGCCGUAUCGGCAGAGGAGGCUGGACACCUCGCUGCCACCCUGGGCAUGGCCUUCGUGGAGACCUCGGCCCGCAGCAACGUUAACGUGGAGUUGGCCUUCCAGACUCUGGCUGGGGGUAUCCAGCAGGCCCUGGGCCGGGGGGUCCUUGCCCCACACCAGGGAUGUGAUGGUAUCAGGCUCAUCUCCAGCCAGAGCUGCCGCCAGCCCACGGCAUGGAGGGAGCCCCAGGAGCGCUGCCGGUGCUGA
Molecule: messenger RNA, 678 nt
Organism: Corvus hawaiiensis (hawaiian crow)
Lineage: Eukaryota; Metazoa; Chordata; Aves; Passeriformes; Corvidae
Gene: RAB42
Product: RAB42, member RAS oncogene family
Exons: 2
Coding region: 1-678 (225 amino acids)
Cellular component (GO): Golgi membrane
Molecular function (GO): GTP binding; GTPase activity
Source: RefSeq, a predicted model, not a curated record